GCCCUAACCCUAGUUCCACUUCGCCGAAGAGUCGACGAGCACUGCCCCAGCGAGCUUGCAGCCAUGGCGGAUGUUGAAGGAGAUGUGGCACCGGGGCAACCCAAGAGGAGGACGUUCAGGAAGUUCAGCUUCCGCGGUGUUGAUCUUGAUCAACUCCUUGAUAUGUCCACUGACGAGCUCGUCAAGCUCUUCCAUGCUCGCGCUCGCAGAAGGUUUCAGCGAGGUCUGAAGCGAAAACCGAUGGCUCUCAUCAAGAAGUUGCGCAAGGCGAAAAAGGAUGCUCCACCCGGUGAGAAACCUGAACCAGUUAGGACCCACCUUCGCAACAUGAUCAUUGUUCCUGAGAUGAUAGGCAGCAUUGUUGGAGUCUACAAUGGCAAGACCUUCAACCAGGUUGAGAUCAAGCCUGAAAUGAUCGGGCAUUACCUUGCAGAGUUCUCCAUCUCUUACAAGCCUGUCAAGCAUGGCAGGCCUGGAAUUGGUGCCACUCACUCUUCCAGGUUCAUUCCUCUAAAGUAGUUUUCUUUGCUUCUAGUUCUAUUUUUAUAAUUCCCCUAUCAGCAAGUCACAAGAACUCAAAAUCUUAGACAUUCACUAUGUUUUAAGUUUUUGUCUGGCCCUUGGAGAUAUUAUUAAACUUUCGGUAUUCGAGGAUUCUGUUUUCUUAUAA
Messenger RNA from Dioscorea cayenensis subsp. rotundata (Guinea yam), 670 nucleotides. RefSeq names its product 40S ribosomal protein S15-like. Lineage: Eukaryota; Viridiplantae; Streptophyta; Magnoliopsida; Dioscoreales; Dioscoreaceae. Gene Ontology annotation, biological process: ribosomal small subunit assembly; translation. Bases 64 to 519 code for a protein of 151 amino acids. Gene Ontology annotation, cellular component: ribosome; cytosolic small ribosomal subunit. The record is from RefSeq and is a predicted model, not a curated record. The transcript has 4 exons. Gene Ontology annotation, molecular function: RNA binding; structural constituent of ribosome.